Molecule: messenger RNA, 825 nt
Organism: Prorocentrum cordatum
Lineage: Eukaryota; Dinophyceae; Prorocentrales; Prorocentraceae
Source: the annotation of a GenBank genome assembly
AUGUAUGCCUACCGCCGGGCCGCCGCGGCGUCCCUCGGUGGGCCCCGCGCCGUGGGAGGCUGCCCGGCGCAGCCCCGCUGCGGCAGCCUCGUCGCCGGCCGGCCAGCCGACGACUCGCAGAAGCUGGCCGUCACGCUGAUCCGGGGCGUGGCGGCCGUGCCCGCGGGGCCCGAGCGGGCCGAGGAGUGCGCCAGGCGGCGCGCCGAGAUCGCCGUGGGCAUCGACCUGGUGCUGCACACGCUGGAGUCCACGGAGCGGGCGCUGCGCGCCCCCGCGGCGGUGCGGGGGGCGGGCUCGGGCGGCGAGCCCCUGCCCGAGCUCGCCCGCCACCUGAAGUCCCUGAGGUGGGCCGCGAACUUCACCAACGCCCUGCAGACGGCGGCCAGGACGCUGAGGACGCUCGACUCGUGCGACACGCCGGAGCUGGCGUACUCUGAGAUCGCCGCGCAGCUGUGCAUCAUCAAGGACACCCUCCGAGACUUCACGGGCAUGAUGCUGGACGCGGGCAGCGCGGCCGCGCGGCGGCCAGAGCAGGCCGCGAGGCCCGCCGCGCUGCGCGCCCCUUCGGCGGGCAAGCGGGACGCCCUGUCGGACACCUGCAGCUGCAGCACGGCGUCGGGGUCGGGGUCGGGAUACGCCUCCGAGGUGUCGAGCGAGGCGGACUGCGACAGCCCCAGGCGCUGCGCCAGCUCCGGCGAGGUGUCGCCCCAGGCGGCGUUCGCCGGGGGCUGCGGCGGGGCGCGCGGGGCCGAGGCCGCGCCCGGCGGGAGGCCGUGCGGCGCCGACGGCGGCUCGUGGUACACCACGCCCUUGUACUGGGGGUGA